UUGGUCGUGGCAGGAAUGAAACAACACAGGCUGAUCGGUUCAUGAAAUUUACGAGCGGAAACUAGUUGCUUUGCAUUUUAUACCGACAAAAUGUUUUCCAGAAUAAAGAAACAAUGGAGAAUCGGAGAAUUUGCAGACUUCAGGAGCAGCAGCAGCACUUCCACGCCGUUCGCAGAGCUCUGCAGGAUGGACGAGCAGGGAGAAAUGGCGGCCAAGCAACCGGACGGACCGGCAAAGGCCGACGACACGCCCCCUCACGUGCACCAGCACCGCGCGCCGGCGCCGGCGCCGGGGCCGCGCAGCAACGACGGCGGCCAGACUUUUUGCCCCAGCACGGAAAGUAAAGCGGGAGAAGCGGACGCCGCCAACCGGGCGUACGGGACGUUCAAGAACGCCGCGCCGGCAGCUCCCCCCGCGGCCAAUGCGGCCUUUCGGAAGGAUUCGAGCGUUUCGGCCCGCGGGGACGCGCCGCAACCGCCGCCGCCGCCGCAAGUCGAGCAGAACAACACCGGCUGGACCGCGCUGAGUCAGACCACCGUCGUGCUGGGGACGGAUGGGAACAUGUCCGUCCAGACCGGCACCGUCACCCCGGCGGACGAUGGUGAUGACGAGGAAGGGGAUGAGAAUAAGGCCAGGGGAAACUGGUCCAAUAAACUGGAUUUUAUUUUGUCCAUGGUGGGCUAUGCUGUGGGACUGGGAAACGUGUGGAGGUUUCCUUAUCUUGCCUUCCAGAAUGGUGGAGGUGCAUUUUUAAUCCCCUACCUGACUAUGUUGGGCAUUGCCGGCAUCCCAAUCUUUUUACUGGAAGUGUCCCUGGGCCAGUUCGCCAGCCAGGGCCCAGUGUCAGUAUGGAAGUGCAUCCCAGCCCUGCAAGGUUGCGGGAUUGCCAUGUUGAUUGUAUCUGUCUUGAUAGCCAUAUACUAUAACAUUAUUAUGUGCUGGACACUGUACUACCUGUUCGCUUCGUUGAAGGGCUCACUGCCAUGGGCUCACUGUAGGAAUGCGUGGAACACCGUGGAAUGUAAGGACAAAGAAAUGCUGCUCCUAGACUCCUGCAUCCUGUGGAACAGAAACACCUCCUCCAUCAAGAAUUCCACUUUUUGUCUCACUGCUCGCGCUGCUGGGAAUCUGAGCAGACUGUUGAACACCACCCUGGAAGGUGAAAAGACCUACGUCAGCCCCAGUGAGGAGUACUUCAAGUAUAACGUGCUGCACAUCUCCAAAGGCAUUGAAUAUCCAGGAGACAUUCGUUGGGCUCUGGCAGGCUGUCUGUUUCUGGCCUGGAUCAUUGUCUACUCGUCUUUGGCCAAGGGAAUUAAGUCAUCAGGAAAGGUGGUGUAUUUUACAGCCACUUUCCCUUACGUGGUGCUGGUGAUCCUGUUGAUCCGAGGUGUGACGCUCCCGGGCGCAGCUGACGGCAUUCUCUACUUCAUCACACCAAAGUGGGAGAAACUCAUGGACGGAAAGGUGUGGAAAGACGCAGCCACUCAGAUCUUUUUUUCUUUGUCGGCUGCUUGGGGAGGCCUCAUCACGCUCUCCUCCUACAAUAAGUUUCACAAUAACUGCUACAGGGACACUAUUAUAGUCACGUGCACAAACAGUGCCACCAGCAUAUUUGCUGGCUUUGUCAUAUUUUCCGUCAUCGGCUUCAUGGCCAACGAGCUGAAUGUGCCAAUUGAAAAAGUGGCAGAUGAAGGUCCAGGUAUAGCAUUUGUGGUGUAUCCGGAGGCUCUGACCAGACUUCCCCUAUCUCCUUUCUGGGCUAUCAUCUUCUUUCUCAUGCUCCUCACUCUGGGCCUGGAUACCAUGUUUGCAACCAUCGAGACCAUCGUCACCUCGGUGUCGGAUGAGUUCCCCAAAUACUUGAGGACGCACAAGCCGCUCUUCACCCUGGUCUGCUGUUUGGCCUUCUUCGUCCUAGGCUUCCCCAUGAUCACAGAGAGUGGCAUGUACAUGCUACAGUUGGUGGACACUUACGCAGCCUCCUACUCUUUGGUCAUCAUUGCCAUUUUCGAGCUGGUGGGCAUCUCUUACCUCUAUGGGCUACAGAGGUUCUGCGAAGACAUUGAAAUGAUGAUUGGUUUUCAGCCCAGCCGCUUCUGGAGAAUUUGCUGGGCAUUCGUGACACCGACCAUUCUGACGGGCAUCCUGACUCUGAGUCUGUAUCAGUGGAAGGUGAUGACCUACGAGGACUACACCUACCCCACCUGGUCCAUGAUUAUGGGCUGGCUCAUGGUAAUCUCCUCUGUCAUCUGGAUCCCCAUCAUGUUUGUCAUCAAGAUGUAUCUCGCCCCCGGCACUCUAAUUGAGCGCCUGAAGUUGGUCUGCUCCCCUCAGCCCGACUGGGGUCCCUUCCUCAUGAAGCAUCGCGGAGAACGCUACAAGAACAUGAUCGACCCACUGGGAACCAACUCGCUGGGCCUCAAACUGCCUCGUAAGGAUUUACAGCUUGGCACCUACCAAUAACGACGGCCCCAGGAGAUCCGCACCCAGCUACUCCAACCCCUGGUGGGCGGGGAGUGCCAGGAGAGGACCACAUGGCCUCUUUCAGAUGACCUUUCAUUUCCCCUUCAUUCCACUCUAGUAUGUGCUUCAACACCAUGUUCCCUAGUCUUCCUCCUAGUGUGAAUUUGGGAAUAUUCUCCCUGUAGACCUCUUUCCUCCUUGCUGUUCUCUCUCGGAGGAGGGGCCGCUGCUGCUCUGUGCUCAGUUUACGGUCUAUCAUCGGCUCCCACACAUGACCAUUGAUUACACCACUGAUUGACUGAUUCCUCGUGACAAAGUGUGUCAUUGAAGGAGUUCGGUGUGAACUUGCAAUAUUAGACUUACCUUCGCUGCUCUAUUUGGAGCCAUACGUGUAUGUGCGUGUGUGUGUGUGCGCGCGCUUGUAUGUUUAAAAUAAUGAAUUGCCUCGGCGCCAGCUGGCCAAGGAAAAAAAUAAUUCAGGUGACAGAAAAAGAAAGCUCCAACAAGUUUGAAAGGAUUUGGCUUCAUCCCCCGUGUAGGUUUAUGUAUUGGUAUUACAAAUAAUUUCUACGGAUGUUGUCAUUCAUCCAGGUCACUGUGUUCUCAGGACGUUCAAUUGAUUGCAACUGGCUUGUUCAGCUUGUCUUAGAAGACGUUUCCCCUCUCAUCCAAUUAGGCUUCAUCAGUUCAUGCUUAUUGAUUUGAAUUGGUCAGAUCUAGUCUAAAUGUUGGUGCUGAAACACAAACUUUUUUUUUUACUAAAUGGGGCAAGGAUAGUUUCAACCUAUUGUGGUGUAAAAACGACCCCUCUGUCAAAUCCAACAGCAGUCAAUAAAAUAGAAUUCUCCCUUGUUAGCAUUGAAGUAUUGUGUGGCAAAACGACCACUACCAACCCCAAAUCAGUUGUUAGACUGGAAACUCUCACAUUAUUAACCGUAUCCUCUCGGCAUCCAUUGCACCGGUCACCCAAGGGGGGUCCCCACAUCUGUAGUCCCCACAUCUGUAGUCCCUUCUAGGGUUUCACGUUGUUCCCAUUGGGUUGAGUUUUUUCUUGCUCUAAUGUGAGAUCUGAGCUGAGAAUGAUUGAUUGAUUGAUUGAUUGAUUUACCGUUCCAUGUCAUUCCAUUCAGUUGUAGUAAUGGCACAAUCUGGUGGACCUGGAACCAGAAAGUUCCUCUUGGACUAGAUCUGACCAAUCUAAUUCUGAGUAUGAACUGAUGAACCUUGGUCCAAUAAAACGUCUUCAAAGACAAACUGAACAGUCCAGCUGCGAUCGAUCGAAUGCCCUGAGAAUACAAAUAAUGACUAUGGAUGUUGUCAUUCAUCUAGGUCGUAUUCUCAGAGCAUUCAAUUGAUCGCGAAUGGACUGACUGUUCAGUUUGUCUGAGAAAACGUUUCGCUUCUCAUCCGAGCAGGCUUCAUCGGGUUCAUGCCGAUAGACUUGGAUCGGUCAGAUUUAGUCCAAAUGCUAGUUCCACAGUCCCAACAGGGCGUGCUCAACCGAGGAUGGUUUUGCAACAUUGUGGCGUAAAAAAAACCAAGGAGUGACCUCUGUAAAGGCCAACAGCCGUCAAUAAAAUCAAAUUCCCUCUUUUUAGCAUUGAGUGGCAUAACAAUAGCCGUAAAACGACCGCUAGCAGCCUAAAAUCAACCGCUGGACUGGAAACACCCGCCUUAGAAUUCUAUUCAGUUGGCGACUUGUCCAGAAUGCAGCUGGGAUAGGCUCUGUGACCCCGAAGGGGACAAGUGGUAGAAAAUGGAUGGAUGGAUGUAUCAAUGGCACAAAAGUUCCUAUGGGGACUAGAUCUGACCAAUACGUCUAUGAACUUGAACUCAUGAUGCCUACUAAGAUGAAACGUCUUCUAAGAUAAAUUCAACAGUCCUGUUGCGAUCAAUUGAAUGCCCUGACAAUACAAAUAAUGACUGUCCUGAAUAUUAUCAAAACAACAACUACAGUAUGCACUGUUAUAUGUUCUUCCACCCAUCAUAGUAGGUAUUGUAUUAAUGACACAAAGGGGGGCACCUGUAAAAGGAAUGUUCCUAAUGGACUAGUUUUAACUAAUCUACAGUAAGUCUAUGAGCAUGAAGUGAUGAAGUCUGCUCAGACAACAAAAACAGUCCAGUUUGAAGUCUACGGACUCCUAAAUAAAAAACAAAACAAUAUACAUUGUUAUAGAUCCUGUUACUCGUCAUAGUAUAGGUAGUGCUUAGUGGCUAUUGAUCUAGAACAAAUAGUGGAAAUGAGAAACAACGUAGGAAUCCGUAGAGCUGCGAAACACACCGUAAUCACCACCACCAGUAGAUACUUUGGCCUUGGAUGACUCAGAGAUUUGGGUCUGUUUUUGUCUCUGAACCCAAGGGGCUACUUGUGAUACUCUCGUUUCCCCCCUCAAUUGCAAUAUCUUGUACUUAUCUUCGAACAUAAUGUAGGUCAUGCCAAUUGAAUGAACGCACUAAAGUAGUCACAGCUGUCCUUUAGUUGGUGAUAAAGAAGCCAUUUAACCUUUUUAAAUCUCCUGAACCUCAGCCUGAUAGUCACUCUGUGCAUAUAUUUUAGAUAGUGUAGUUAUUGCAGUAUUGUAUGUGUUGUGAACUCAUCAGCCAUUUGUGAAGACUUCACAAUGCGCAUCACAGUAGAAGACGAUUUAAGGUAUGCAUACACAUAAAUAUAUCUGUAGCUUCCAGCAGAGGAGAGCGCUAGCACGACCGAUUGAAUGUGUGAGUGUUGUAUCCGUGAAUAUGUGCAACGUGUAUAGUUUGUGUGCGUUGUCGCGUCGCCGCAGUGUUUGGAGCAGCUGUUACAUUAGGUGGCGAUUGGAUGAGGAAAAAGGCUUCUCGCUUUUGUCUUUGGUUUUCGAGAAAGCUCUGGGGACUUUGCCAUUUCAGACGAAUGCCUCUUGCUUCUCUGUGUCCUCACGAAAACAGGGUCUCAGGUAUACACAACUCCUACAAACGACUCUGCUAGUUGUGAGAAUGACAGCAUUCAGUGCGUAGGAAAUGAAACAUUGGUAUGUAAAAGACACCCCUUGUCAUGAGGGAGUGUCAGCCAUGAAGCAUUUAUGGCAGGUUUUCUGUGGCCCUAAACACGAUUUUGUUUGUGGCUGCACAAUUUCAGUCUUAUGGACUCCUGAAGGGCCCUUACCCAACCCGAACCCACAUACACACAUUCAGUGAUUGAUUGAUUGAUUGAUUGAAACUUUUAAUAGUACUUUGCACAGUACAGUAUGUUUACAUGUGCUAAAAAAAUAAUUAUUGACCUAAUUUGGUUGAAACUUGCUUUUAAAAAACCCUAUUUAGGUUUUUGACUUAAAAAUGGGAUUAACAUACCUAGAUUAUGUGGUUAUAAACUAGUUUCCUCGUGUCCCGUGUUCAACGCACAUCCCAGUCUUCCCAACAUCAUAACUCGGAAGCACAGUAGACAAAGCUCUACAUGAUCAAAAAAACCUCUACUAACGUUUGUCUGUUUCAUCAAUGUUUUUCUUCAAACGUUCAAACCAGUGGCGUCAUUAGGCUCCUUUAGGGAGGCUAACCAUAAUUUAAAAAAGUUUACAAAGACAAAUUCAAUAUAAAGUAGCCACAAUGUGAGUUUUAGUCAUUAUUCACGUAAACAUGUCAAGUUUCAAUUUUAAUUCAUAGUGUAAAGUAGAUUAUAUCAUCUGUGGAUAAUAUUAAUUAUAAUACCUUUACAAAAUUAUUUUUAUAUUCCCCUGUCUUUGAAAUCUAGUGACGCCUCUGUGUCAUUCUUUAAUCAAGGGUCCUUGAAUGCACUAUAGUUAUGUGCUAUGAGAUGCAAAAAUGAAACCUAAACAUGACUUUGUCCGAUUCUGCCAUAAACAGCUUUAUUAUAUUUUUUCCCUUUUAUCACCUCAUCCUGGUUAAGCAAAUGUUGGUACUCUGCGUGUUUGUAUAAAUAUGAGCGUUGAUGAUGUUUUUGUUGAGCAAACCGUGAAGUGUUUGAUGCUGGUCUAUGGACGUUCUCAUUUAUCAUGUAUUCUCAUUCAAUGGAUCGCAAAUGGACUGGUUUGUCUGAGAAGAUGUUUCGCCUCUCAUCAAAGUAGGCUUCAUCAGUUUUAAAAUGGUCUGAUCUAGUCUGGACCUAGACUAAGUCUUAGUGGCUCAUUAAGACUUGUAUCGAUUGA
Messenger RNA from Nerophis lumbriciformis (worm pipefish), 6605 nucleotides. RefSeq names its product solute carrier family 6 member 5 (gene slc6a5). Gene Ontology annotation, cellular component: plasma membrane. Gene Ontology annotation, molecular function: amino acid:sodium symporter activity. Gene Ontology annotation, biological process: nitrogen compound transport; sodium ion transmembrane transport; amino acid import across plasma membrane. The record is from RefSeq and is a predicted model, not a curated record. NCBI's taxonomy places the organism in Eukaryota, Metazoa, Chordata, Actinopteri, Syngnathiformes, Syngnathidae.